UACCAGUAAGAAAUCUGUGAUAACGUUUCUAAGAGGCAGACCGGUUCAAGAUCCGUGUCCACUAAAUUAUUUACGGUUGUAAAAAAACGCUGUGUACGGCGUGUAAUUCUGAUGAAUCGGCGCGGAAAUCUAUACAAUUGCAAUUAAUAGUGAAAAAAUAUUAAAGUAAAUAUAAACAUCGUCUUAUUUUGACUCACGUAAGAAAACAGGACAUUAAAAUAAUUUUAUUUAAUACGACAAGAUUAAAACCUCAUUUAUUUGCAGCCUAAAGUCGAUCAUCAAUUUGAAUUAAUCCCGGUUUAAGAUAUACACAUGACGAACGGAUUUUUAUUAAAUUUCUAGUAUUACACAUAUUGUAAAGUAAAUGUUAAAUUUAAAUAAUAACUUAAUUACCCUACAAAUAGAAGAAAUAUAAAAGGUAUUUCAGAAAAAAACAACAUCCAGCGUGCGCGGUAAAUCAAUACUAUAAAUAAGAUUAUAGGCUCAAGCCGGCCCAAGCCAGAUGCAAAAGUACAAACUAUUAUGCAAACAUUACAUAAAUUAUUGUUGAUCAGAUAUGAGUUAAUAAUAAACGCAGCGUUUGAUAAAUCAAUGGAAGCGACCCCUUAGAUAAAGGUAUUAUUUAUUAUAAUCCAUUGAGUCCAGUUAAAAACAAAAAAGGCUUUGUAGUAUAAUUGGAUUUUCUCCAUAAUAAAGACAAAAUGUGUUGUUGAAUUAUACACGACAAAGAGCUGUGUUCUCGAAUCAGUAGUUCGUUGUGAAGUUUGAUGUGAUAUUAUGUGUUAAUAAGAUAAUAAAUAUUAUAGAGUUUCAGCAAAUGGUCUCGUUUUAGUGAUUUAUUGAAUAAAGAUGAAUAAAGAAAAAGUUAAAAGCAGAAUAUCACCGUUUUGGAAACAAUGCUUCGUGACAGCAGCAGUGGGAAGCAAUAUCAUAGGCCAUGGCUGCAGCAUCGGCUACCCGGCUGUGCUGUUGCCCCAACUUUUCAGACCUGAUGCACUGAUACCCCUUACCACGGCCUCCGCGUCCUGGUUAGCGGCGGUUUUGGGCAUCACGCAGCUGAUCGGCAGUUUCAUCACGCCUCCCAUCAUGGCACGCUUCGGGCGCAAGAUAGCACAUAUCGCAGUCACCAUACCCGUGCUCGUAGGAUGGUUCAUCACGGUUAUGGCCACUGACUUCGAGGCCUUGUUCGCUGGUAGAGUGCUCCAAGGUUUGUCGAUCGGUAUGCUAGCACCACUGCGGUCUGUCCUCGUGGGAGAAUAUUCUAGUCCAAAAUAUCGAGGCGCCUUCCUCACAACUGUGUCUCUCACACAAUCCUUCGGUAUUUUCUUCGUCCACCUCGUCGGAUCUCUGUUAGUCUGGCAGCAAACUGCUCUGGUUUGUGUAUUCUUCUCCUUCGCUAGUCUGGUCAUGACCAUCUACUCCCCUGAAUCUCCAAGUUGGCUAGCCUCUAAAGGAAGGUACGAAGAAUGUAGAGAAGUCUUCCGAUGGUUAAGAGGCGACACAGAAGAAGAAGAAUUAGAAGAGAUGAUCAAAGCUCGAAUUCUUUUUGAAAACGCACAAUUAAGUCAGAAAGUAGGCAAGAAGACUAACAAGUUUAACGACAUGAUCUCUACUGUGAAAAAGAAAGAGUUCCACAAGCCCAUCAUUCUUAUGAUGCACGCGUAUUUAAUGGUACAAUUCGCCGGCGGUACCACCAUGGCGGCUUACUCCACAAAGAUCAUAGGUUUGGUGUUAGGGCCAGAAACAAACGCUAACUUCUGGAUGAUCGUUCUAGACACACAAAGACUGAUUUCAAAUUCCAUAGCCGUUUUUGUAAUAAAUAAAUUGAAACGGCGAACCAUGAUGUUCGUGACUGGAGGUCUCUGCGUUCUAAGUCAGCUGGCAAUCGCUGCAUACACUUACAUGAAGACUCAAGGGUCCCUUACAUACGACGCGCUCUGGAUUCCAGCGCUGCUCAUCAACCUUCAAUUCUUCACAGUGGCCACAGGAAUGCUGCCACUACCCAACGUCAUAGGAGGCGAAGUCUUUCCCUUAGAGUACAAAAGUAUUGGAAGCAGCAUCAGUCUCGCAACAAUGUCGGUAUCCUUCUUCCUAGUGCUAAAAACCUUCCCAUUUUUAAUAGAAACUACAGGCAUCUACGGGGCCUACACGGUAUACGCUAGUCUCCUAAGUUAUUGUCUGUUCAUAAUCUGGCUUUUGUUGCCAGAAACCAAAGGAAAGACAUUACAGCAAAUCGAGGAUGAGUUCAGAGGCAGACCAUUGAACAAGGAAGAGGUGCAGGAGCGAAUGUCUCUGCAGUCGUGUCCAGUGCUGAACUACAAACGGGAGCUGUCGAUGCGUCGAGUCAGCAGUUCGGUUAUACUACAUUAGGACUCGCUGGAGCAUGAAAUGCUGCCGCAACGAUGAUCGUACAAGGACAUCUUAUCUAUGACGUCACUUUCACGACAUCGAAGUGUGCUGCACUCAUGCUCCUUGUGAAAGUCAAGCAACAAAAAGAACUAUGUGUAUACGAUUUGCGACCUUAAUAUUUGGUGAUAGAUGUGAUAUUGGGGCCACGGUUUUUGUUCUGCCACGUGUGGAGGAUUGUGACUUUGAUUGAUACUAAUGUUGUGAAAGACUGAUAAGGAGUUAACGAAAAUUGACAGGAUGUUAACAGUUUUAACGCCACAUUUAUGGGUCGUGACAAUAAAUCCAAAUCAGUAGUUAGUUAAGUUUUACACCACAGUUGAAGUUGUACAGACUUUGCAUGGACAAAUUAAAUCAUGUGAGAAGUCUGCACCUUAUGUCUAGAAAAGAAGAGCACAGCGCAGUUGCAUACAGUGGUUUCUGUGUCUAUUCUACAUAAUGAUAACCGGAUAGGUUCAUGGGGAAUCGCGUUUACCAUAAGACGUGGUAACGUAACAAGGUCAUCAUGCAAUUGUUUAAAAACAUGCCGGGUAGUAACUAUGUUUAUCUUAAGGAAUUACUAAGUAUUUCACAAAUACUUGUUUUUUAGACUUGAAAUGAUAAAAUGCUCCGUUAUAAUCAUAUCAUUGCGAAAUUAAGGUAAUAAAAUAUAAGCAAUUUAUUGUUUUUUAUCGCAGUGCCAUAUAAUUUGACAUACCCGACUCCCCAUCAAAGUGGUGCAUGAUUUUGAACGGCAAUAAACAGAUAAUGAUCCGGAUCUUAUUGUGGUGCUACAACUGGAUAAUGUGUGGGAACUUCUAUUAACAAUACCGUAAUACUAUGAUGCAGUUAUUGUACUUACGUAUAAUAAUAAUUAUUAAGCUGAUUGAGUCUUUGUAUGGACCUUUGAGUGGUACCAAAAGCUUGGGUAUUUCUAAAAAACUGCUGUGUUCCCGUUUGUACGUCAAUGUAGCCAGUGUUUUGGUCGAAAUUAAAUCACUAGGCAAUUAUAGAAAUAUCCAAUAUCUUAGGAUGAGGGACGCAAUAACAAUUUGAGCGUCAAACAUUCCGUUGUAUAAAAAAUACUUCUCAAUGUAACAGAGAAAAUAUUAUGUGUCAAAUGAUAUUGUAAUAUAAAACCCCAUUCAGAUGAUAGGCAUGCUGUUUUAACAGCGAAUAUAGAUAAACGCGCUCGUAACGCGCUGUCAACAAGGGCCUGUCAUUUGGACAUGGUUUUGGAAGUUAUUCAAAAAUUCAAUAGCACUUUUUGGUUGUUCAGUUAUUAAGCUAAUUGAUUUUUAGCCGACUUCAAAAAAAAGGAGGAGGUUAUCAAUUC
Molecule: messenger RNA, 3721 nt
Organism: Manduca sexta (tobacco hornworm)
Lineage: Eukaryota; Metazoa; Arthropoda; Insecta; Lepidoptera; Sphingidae
Product: facilitated trehalose transporter Tret1
Exons: 4
Coding region: 850-2370 (506 amino acids)
Biological process (GO): transmembrane transport
Cellular component (GO): membrane
Molecular function (GO): transmembrane transporter activity
Source: RefSeq, a predicted model, not a curated record